Topomyia yanbarensis is the source of this 709-nucleotide messenger RNA. RefSeq lists its product as uncharacterized. Lineage: Eukaryota; Metazoa; Arthropoda; Insecta; Diptera; Culicidae. The record is from RefSeq and is a predicted model, not a curated record. Bases 73 to 678 code for a protein of 201 amino acids. Gene Ontology annotation, biological process: lipid transport. Gene Ontology annotation, molecular function: lipid binding. Gene Ontology annotation, cellular component: extracellular region. The transcript has 2 exons.
UGUGUCACCUAGUACCACUAUUGACUACAGCCUUGAAUUGUAAACGUCGACCGUGAAUCUGACAGUUCCAGCAUGGCAAGAUUGUUGCAACUCAUUCUGGCUUUCGGACUACUACAUGUCGCAUUAGCACGUGUAGCAGCACGAAAUACAUUGACUGCGUCAACAACACCAACACCAGUUGGGGACUUUAUCAAGAAUCUCACUGAUUUUGGACUGACGGUUCAAAAGGCGCUCACUGAAACCCAGGAAGUUGUGGUCAAGUCGCUUGGUUUCCAGUCUAACCAGGAUGUAGUUGAGACACUACAAAACAACACUCACAAAUACGUGGAGCAACUGAAGACUCUACACACGACACUUCAAAAGGAAGCUGAGAAGCAUUCCAGCAUCUUUGAACCGGUGGUGAAGGAUUUCAAUGCAAAGUUGGCUGAAACGGCAAAGAAAUUGAGCGAGCAGAAACCGGAAAUCAUUCAAAAGGCGAAGGAGUAUCAGGAGACCGUUCAAGCUAACAUUCAAUUAUUGGUCACGGAAGCCAGGAAGACCGGCGAUCGUUUGAAGGAGGAGAGUCGUGGUGCUACCGAUCAACUGCAGUCGGCCUUGAAGCAAUUGUUCGAUAUAACCGUUCAGAAUCUUCAAAAGACGGUUAACGACCUUGAGGCUAAGACAAAGCAAACGGCCUAAAAGUGUUUGUGUUAUUCUGGGCGAUGUAACA